Cornus florida is the source of this 4573-nucleotide messenger RNA. RefSeq lists its product as uncharacterized. The coding region runs from base 272 to 4192 and encodes 1306 amino acids. Lineage: Eukaryota; Viridiplantae; Streptophyta; Magnoliopsida; Cornales; Cornaceae. Gene Ontology annotation, biological process: negative regulation of flower development; negative regulation of DNA-templated transcription; shoot system development. The record is from RefSeq and is a predicted model, not a curated record. The transcript is spliced from 8 exons.
ACCGUUCAAGUACCUUCUCUCACGCUACCUAAGAUUCUCUCUCUCUCUCUCUCUCUACUCUACUCUACCCUACUUUCUCUCACUAAACCCAAACAAACGAGGGUUUCUCUCACUUUCGCACUCGAUUUCCUCUCACCCAUUUCUAAAUCUUAUCCAUAAAGUUGAUCUCUUAAGCUUCUUCGCGAAUUGAUCUCUCUUCUGAGACAUUUGCUUUGCAUUUCCAUGCUGUUUCAAGCCUGAUAUUCAGUCAACACGAGUUAACUUCCUGAAGAUGGAGACAAAUGUUAUUAGAGAGAGAACUUGUGAAACAAGUGCAAGCAAUCUUGUUACCAAGUCUAACAAUAACCAGACAUCUGCUGAGUUUGUUAAUGAUGUACAGAAGAAAGUGACGGACAAAUGCAGUCAUUUCUCUAUUCGUGCAUAUGUUGCUGAGAUUCGUAGAAAAGAUUGGAAGAUUUCUUGGCCAUUUUCUUCAGUUGGUGACGGUGAAGAACAAAAGGAGCAAGCAGACAUGCUUCCUCCGUUACACAUCCCUGAGUUCAGAUGGUGGGGUUGCCAAAACUGUCUCCGGAGUAGUGGUGCUACAGAUGUUGCGGCAGAUAUUAGAGUGGUUUCCAAUUCAUCUGAAGAGAAAAUUUGUGAAGGAAGGAAGGCCGGUGUAAAUGCUUCUAUGGACGUGAUUGAAUAUGAAUGUUGCCCAAUGGUAUAUAACAAUAUGAAAGAAAAGGUAGCUGAUGUCUUAUCAAAUGUCAGAGAAGAUGUGCUUAUUAUAUCUAGAAGCCUCAAGAACGGUGCAGCAAGGGAGGUGGAUCAGACAAGACCAAAACCAGCUCUUUCUGAAGAAAAGGAUGCUCAAUGCCUGAAUGAAGAAAUAUUCAAUGAUGAUGCAGAAACAAUAAAUCUCACUUCAAAAGUUGGUGCACUGGUCGAACUUGGUAAGCCAAAUUGUGGAACUAGUGGGGUUGAUGAAGUUGGGCUCGGUGCCCAAAAUCCAAAAUGUCCAAGCAACUCUUCAACUGAAAUCUGUCAAAUGAAAACCAGCAUAUCUAGAGUUUCUGAAGUAGCAAAAAUGAGUGAACAAAAAAGGGAUGUAAUGAUAUAUCAUGAGAAACUUGGGCAGGUGAAUGUGGAAAAUGAGGAUCUCGAUUCUCUCGUUAGUCAUUGUAGCAAUUAUUUUUCUUUGAAAUACAAUGAGAAUGAUGAGAAUCAGGAAGUGGAUAAUCUCCAUAUUCAACGUCACAGAUAUGAGCAAGGUGAUUCAAGCCGAACUCUGAUCUGUAGUAAACCACCAAAGGUCCGCUUACUGACUGACAUCAUGAGAAAGGAAACUCAGGGUGCUUCAACCAUCAUUCCCAGUUCUAAUGGAACUACAAAUUCUGGUAACAUUGUGAACUCUGAAGUCACUCGAACUAAAGAAACUGAUGGCUUAAAUUUUGACACCCUUUUUAAAAGUCUGGUGCCUGUUCAGGAAAAUAUUGGAAAGGAUACCGUGGGUAAGGGAAAGAAAAGGAAGAUGCUGCAAGUUGAAGACUAUGGACCUCUGCAGAUGAGGUGGUCGAUGAGUGCAUUUGGAAAUGUUCAAAUCUGUAAGGGAGAUGAAGAGAAUAAUUGCAUUAAAUCUGCAAUUGCUCAUUCUGAAUCAAUAAAUGAUGCAUUUGCUGGGGUGGAUUUACAUAGUGGUCUAGAAACACAAUCAAAUGAAUACAGGCCUGAUGGAAUGGUUAUUUAUAAUAAGAAGGAAGAUAGUAUGCAUCAUUGUGAAGAUGGAAAGUAUUGCCCAAAGCCUUCGCAAGAGAGUUUGUCCAGUGGACUGCAGCUUAUGAAUAGAUCUGUAGAAAGCAAGGAAACUGGUGCUGGAACUCUUCAAUUCAAAAUGGCACAAAACAUUCCUGAUUAUAAAUCGACCUUUUGUAUGAAUGAAAGUAAUGUUCCUGAAAAUGUGCAGGAGACUUUGAUACCUCUGCAAAAAGGCAUGCGGAGAGAGGACUUGAUUAGGGUAAGUGGUACAGAACCCUCUCAAAUUGGAACUGCUAUUUCUUCAUUUGGAUCUGCUCUGUAUGCAUUAUCUGGAAUAGGCAUGCAUCCUGAUGCUUGUAGGAAUAAACCUACUUGUAGAAAGGCUUUUGUGGGUGGGAUGCAAACAAACAUGGCUCUUGUUGAAGGUGAGAGUUCUCGAAUGUAUCAGGAUGGUGCCGUUAGAAGCACUGGAAUUGAACUUGUUCCUGGUAAAACAGCACAAGAUACAAUGUUGGAAAGAGCACUUCAUACUUCUCUUAACUAUUGCAUGGAUACAACAAAAAGGAAUACAAAAUUGUCAUUGCAGAAUAAUAAAACAGAGGUGCCUCAAGUUGAAGGUGGCAUAGCUAACUUUAUGCCUCAUCAUGAGGAUGUGAAGAAAGCAGAGUUGGUUACAAGCGAGGAUGUAGGGAUCAAGCCUGCUGUAGCCAAUAGCAUAUCUUUACCAUGCCCUCAUUCACCAUCCGGAAAAGUUGCGCAUUGUGGUUUGAAAAGUAUAAAAUCUUCACUUAGAAAGGCUAGCACAAGUACGAAACUAAAUGACAUGUCUCAAGUUCAAGAGCGCGCUUCUCCUUUAGAGCCAAAGGAUUGUCCCAUCAUAUGCAAUUACAGAAACAACAUGGAUGUUCAAAGGCAUUCAGAGUUCUUAAAAAACAAAUCUAAUGAUGGAGCUGAUAAGGUGUAUGAAUUGGAUGAUGACAUACCCAUGGAAAUUGUGGAGCUCUUAGCUAAGAAUAGGCAUGAGAGGCGUCUCAUUGAGACUGAGAAGGCUAAUCGAAAUAAGUACAGCAUGCCAGAAACAACAAAGAAUGUGAAAACUGCUGAUACAGUGGAGCUCACAGGAGUUCUUGAAGAUGAGAUGGCAGAAUAUUUACUGGAGAAGGACUCUCGAAUGCAAAAAUCUCAAUCCAGCAAUGGAGGAGGUUGCAUAUUUGCUACAGAUAGAAGUGUCGAAGUAAGACCGGUUGGAGAAACAUCAUUUAAAUGCAAUUCUCAUAAUAAGGAAGCCUGCAAAAGCAUUGGUUCCAAUGUAGACCAUUUAGAAGAAUCUCACGACACUAAGGGCUUAUUGGAAUUUCCAAUCUCUCAAGGGAACCAUUCACAUGAAAACGAAGUUGCUGAAGCUGGUGCUAUUAGGAACUUUGGUUUUCAAAGAGGCAGAUGGAAUUGGGAUAUACCGGCCCAAAGUUGUCCUAACACUUGUUUACAGUGUUGUUUAAAAACAAGUCCUAAAGGUUCUUGUCCAAGGCAAUGUAGAGAUGCACAUCAUGUUUGCUUCAUGAAUAUGGCAGAUGGCCCUUCAGAAAUUGACUACUCUCAGAGGUUUGCAACCCUUUCCCGGAGGCAGCAUAGAGACUUUGAUUUGAAGAUGUCUAAAAAGAUGAAUGCAGACCAACCAUGUGCUUGCACACAGAAAAAAGUUGGGAGCUGUUCCAAGCUUGUUGGUACUUCAGAUCUGUGUUCUAAUAAAAGCAUGUCAGCGAUGCAAUUGCUCAGACUCAUGGAUUCAGGGAUUAGCUCAAGCACAUCACCUAAUGUAGAUAAAAACAUUGAGUUUUCUAAGAAGCCUUCCUUUCCCCGAAAUUAUUAUGGUAAGGAGCUAUCUACACUGAAUGAUGGAAUAUUUAAGAUUAGAGAAGCCUCUAAACAGUCAUUUCCUGCUUGCUUAGGCAAAAAUCAUAGCAUAGGGGAGUCGGGGAAACAUUUUCCUUCAGAAGAAAUGGUGUCUCAUAGUUCUAAAUCUCGGGAAAAGACAGUAACGAAAAGCUCAUGUUUACCCAUGCCAGCUUCAGAUUUUAGAUUAGAUGGCUCUGCAUCUGGAAGUGGAAGUUUGGGCAGAAAUCAUAAAUCAUUUCCCAUCAAUGGUUUGAAGAAAGGAUUUCAUUCUGCUUCAAACACUAUGGUGCUCCCUUUGAAGUCUCAUUUGACUGAAGGUUCGAUUAAUAAUGCUGAGGUGAACAAGAAGGGUGAAACAUAUUGGCCAGAGAAAGGCAAUUGCAGGACUGGGAUCUGCUCUGUUAACAGAAAUCCAGCUGAUUUCAGCAUACCAGCAUCAGGAAAUGAAUUCAUGAGAGAAGGUGCAGAUAUAAAAUGUAGGAAAAAGAUUGCAAAACGGGGCAGACCUAGACUGAAGAUGAUGAAGCUCGUGGCUCUUAAAGAACCUGCACAAAAUUGAAUUCUCAAAAGUGCUGGAUAUCCAGAGCUUUGCUUGAAAUUUCAAAGAGAGAGCAUGUGUUCUGUUCCCAGCCGGUGUAAUCAAAAUCUAAUAUCUCAACUAGCCUGCUACAGCUGCUGAAAGACAAUGGAAUCUUAUAGUAUAUUUUCUACUCCUGUAUGGUUGGCCAGGCUAGACAAUUGUCAUGAAGUGAUUUUCAGCUAUCGUGUUUUACUCUUCAUCUCCGUACGUGUGGAUGUGUUUUAAGUCCCAUACGUAAAUGUCAAACCAGGAAAUGAGGAAUUUAAUUAUAUAUAUACCUGAACCUCAUUUGAAGAAUGUUUACAAUCAUAUUUUCAUGGUGAAUGAUAGUGUAAAGUAGGGCAUAUGCUCUUUGAAACC